Messenger RNA from Ictalurus punctatus (channel catfish), 736 nucleotides. It is a transcript of the gene mrps24, whose product is annotated as mitochondrial ribosomal protein S24. Gene Ontology annotation, cellular component: mitochondrion. The record is from RefSeq and is marked provisional. Gene Ontology annotation, biological process: translation. Lineage: Eukaryota; Metazoa; Chordata; Actinopteri; Siluriformes; Ictaluridae.
AUACGGAAAUGUAAACGAAAACAAAAUGGCGGCGUCCUUGAGCAGACAGGGAAGAAUAUUAUCUAUUGCUUGUAGCCAACUGAAUUCUGCGACUUGUCUCAUCUCUGGAUCAAGGAGCAUAAACACCAGUGCAGUUUGCUAUAAGAACCAUGCAGCCCGCAUUCGGGUGGGUAAAGGUGACAGGCCAGUGACGUAUGAACAGGCCCUGCACCCACACCACAUAGCUCAUAGGAAGGGAUGGCUCUCUCAACACACAAGUAACCUCCAGGGAGAAGGAAGUGCUGCAGAGCGGACUGUAGAAGACAUGUUCAUCCGCCGUUUCAUCUUUGGCACGUUUCAUGGUUGUCUGGCUAACGAACUGGUUAUCAAGCGCAGGGGCAACAUGCUGGUCAUCUGUGCUUUGAUGCUACAGAAACUCCAGCCUAAUAAAUAUUAUUUCCUUAUCGGCUACACAGAAGAGCUGCUCUCACACUUCUACAAGUGUCCUGUAAAGAUGGAGAUACAGACACUGGAAGAUAAAAUUGUCUACAAGUAUCUCUAAGACCCAGGACGGAGAAUUGGAACAUAAGUAAUUAAUACUUUUUGGUAUAAAACUAAAUAUCAUGUGAAUCUAAUGUAUGUAAUAAAAAAUUCCAUGCUAUUACUUGCCUCUGUGUUUUCAUGUAUAUCUGUAAUGACGAGCUUCAGACGAUACAAUAUCUCCAUUAAAAAUGAGAAUAAAGGAAAAAUACAACAA